This is a messenger RNA of Aspergillus alliaceus, 1796 nucleotides long. RefSeq names its product cytochrome P450. Gene Ontology annotation, molecular function: monooxygenase activity; oxidoreductase activity, acting on paired donors, with incorporation or reduction of molecular oxygen; iron ion binding. NCBI's taxonomy places the organism in Eukaryota, Fungi, Ascomycota, Eurotiomycetes, Eurotiales, Aspergillaceae. Bases 211 to 1761 code for a protein of 516 amino acids. The record is from RefSeq and is a predicted model, not a curated record. The transcript is spliced from 5 exons.
AAAUAAUACGCUUCUUUAAACUAAGCGCAUGUUAUUAUGCACAUCUCUGUGGACGUCGCAAUAACUCCGAAUACAUACCCUUAUAUUAGCUAGAAUUAUCGAGAUUGCACAACGCUAUAUCGCGCCGGCUACGCCUCUAAACUAAGAGAGUAUAAAUUCCAUGCCGACGGCUAUUGAUCAUCACGCAUUGCUACGGGUUACGGGUUGAUCAUGGACCACAUGACUUCAAAACUUGAAGAGCAGUGGAAUGCUGUCCCAAUACUGCAGUCCAGGCCUCUUCCUUAUGUGGCGGCCUUUUUAGUGGUGGUUCUGGCUAUAUUCUACUGGCACGUUCCGUCAAACGUGCCGGUAUUGAAUGCGAAAGGUUUCUUCGAGUUCUCUGAUGAACGCGUGAAGAAGGUAUUCCUAGGCAAUGCCAGGCAGAUGCUACAUAAUUGGUUUGAAGAAAAUCCAGACAAACCUGUUUCGGUUUAUACCGAUACUGGAACGGUUAUAGUACUGCCAGGAAGUAUGGCAAACGAAAUCCGAAACGAUAAGAGAUUCCACUUGCGUCAGCGGGUUGAAAGGAUGAUGCAUGGUCGCCUACCGGGCUUUGAGGUGUUCCGUGAUGAUAAUAACAACCAGCUCGUCACGACCGUAAUUAAUAAGGAUCUGACCAAACAGUUGGCGAAGGUCACUGCACCCCUAGCUGAGGAGACUUCGUUAGCCCUAGCUGAUUUGCUUGGUGAAGAUACAGAAUGGCACGAAUUGCCUCUCCAAGGCACUAUUCUCAAGUUAAUCUCUCGCCUUUCCUCACGGGUUUUCCUCGGAACUAAGCUCUGCCGCAACGAAGAAUGGCUACAGGUUACAAGAGAGUAUGCAGUAAUAGCAUUCCUAGCUGCACAAGACCUUCGAUUAUGGUCUCCUUGGAUACGGCCAAUUGCGAACUUAUUCCUUAGUAAAUGUCGAAUGAGUCGUGCUUUAAUACAAAAAGCCCGAGAACUGAUUCAACCCGUUAUCCAAGAACGUACGAGACUCAAGGCCAAAUCCACAGAAGGUCAGGCAUCAGAAUUCAACGACGCAAUUUCUUGGUUCGAAGAUGCAGCAAAUGCCGAAUCAUUCGAUCCCCAAAUUGUCCAAUUAUCGCUUUCAACGGUGGCCAUCCAUACAACAACAGAUCUGCUGUGCCAAACGCUUGCGGAUAUUGCGAUGCACCCUCAGAUCAUCGAGCCACUACGAGAAGAAAUAAUUUCGAUUCUCAGCGAGGAUAACGGGUUAAAAACGACUUCAUUUGGUAAAAUGAAACUUCUCGACAGUUGUAUCAAAGAGAGUCAGCGCUUGAAACCAUUGUCCAUGGCAUCAAUGGGCCGGAUAGCCACUGAGCAAGUAGUUCUAUCCGAUGGCACCGUGAUUCCCAAAGGCCAAAGCAUAAUCGUUGAUUCGAGCAAGAUGUGGGACUCCAAAGUCCAUCCUACAUCCCCAGGAAAAUGGGACGGAUAUCGUUUCCUUCGAAUGCGCGAAGAUCCUAAGAAGCGGGAUAUAGCUCAACUUAUAACGACGUCGCCUGAACAGAUCGCAUUUGGUUACGGUGUUCACGCCUGCCCUGGCCGUUUUUUCGCAGGGAACGAAAUCAAAAUUGCAUUGGCUGCCAUCUUGUUGAAAUACGAGUUGAAGUUAGAGGAAGGCCAGACGCCAAGGGCAUUCGAUCAUGGUUUUACCUGCAACUUUGACUUCUCCGUGAAAAUAAGCGUUAAACGGCGCAAGAAAGAAAUAGGGAUAUAAUAGAUAGCUAGAGGUUUAGGGUAUAAUUUCUUGAG